AUGUCUAAAUCCUUGGGCGACCGCAUGACUUUCCCGGACGAAAAGAAGCUCGACUGGGCUGAGGAAGCAGAAGAGAUGGACAACCAGACCAAGACCCAGACACAACAUUCUGCCCCUGCCGCAGACGCCGCAGCACCCGAAGAAGCCACACCUUCAGAUCAGAUCGAUGGCGCCUCCGUACCUCAGUUCGGCUCAGCGCUGCUCGAACCUGAAUUCGACGUCAAUGUCAAGCUGAACGAUCUCCAAAAAGACCCCAACGAUCCCUUGUAUUCCGUCAAAGAAUUCCGCGAUCUCAACCUCCCCGAAUCCAUCCAAAAGGGCAUCUUGUCGCUGGGUUUUACAAAGCCCUCCAAGGUCCAGGAACGCGCCCUUCCCAUGCUCCUCCAGAACCCUCCUCAGAACCUCAUCGGCCAGUCGCAGUCUGGUACAGGAAAGACGGCUGCCUUCGUUCUCAAUAUUCUCGCGCGUCUCGACUUGACACUCCAACAACCCCAGGCUCUGGUCCUCGCUCCUUCGCGUGAGCUGGCUAGACAGAUCCUCGGUGUCGUCCAGGUCAUGGGUGGUUUCAUGGAGGGUCUCAGCACAUACCAGGCCGUGCCUGACCCGUCAACACGCGGUCAGCAAGUCACUGGGCAAGUCGUCGUUGGUACUCCUGGAACCGUCAUGGAUCUGGCUCGUAGAAAGCAGCUGAACACACGCGGUAUGAAGGUGCUUGUCUUGGACGAGGCCGACAACAUGCUCGACCAGCAAGGCCUCGGAGACCAAUGCAAACGUGUCAAGCAGCUCCUGCCCAAGGACGUCCAGACAGUCCUUUUCUCCGCCACCUUCCCUGAAGAAGUCCUCGCCUUCACUGCUCUCUUCGCGCCGAAUGCCAACCAAAUCACUCUCGAGCGCAACAACCUUACUGUUAAGGGCAUUAAGCAGAUGUUCCUCGAUGUCAGCAAAGACCAGGACAAGUACGAGCAAUUGAUUAAAUUCUACGGCCUCAUGACAAUCGCCUCAUCCAUCAUCUUCGUCCGCAAGCGCGACACGGCCGACGAACUCUCCAGGCGCAUGACAGCCGAAGGCCAUCACGUCGUCACCCUGACCGGCGGUCUCGAAGGUACCGAGCGCGACGCAGUCAUCGACCAAUUCCGCGAGGGCACCGCCAAAGUCCUCAUCACUACUAACGUCCUCGCCCGCGGUAUCGACGUCCAAACAGUCACCAUGGUCAUCAAUUACGACAUCCCCGACAAGCCAGCUCCAGGUCGCGGUUACGUGCCCGAUGCUGAGACCUUCUUGCACCGCGUGGGUCGUACCGGACGCUUCGGCAAAGUCGGCGUUGCUCUCACCCUUGUCCACGAUAGACGCAGUUGGGAAAUGUUCAACGAGAUCUGCAACGAGUUGGGUAUCAAGCCUACUCAGCUCGACACCGAGGACUGGGAUGAGGUGGAGCGUGUGGUCAAGUCUAUUAUCAAAUCGGGACGCAACAAGAAGGUUGGAGGUGACUCCAUGGGCGAUGAGUAA
Messenger RNA from Aureobasidium namibiae CBS 147.97, 1506 nucleotides. RefSeq names its product DEAD-domain-containing protein. Gene Ontology annotation, cellular component: cytoplasmic stress granule; nucleus. Lineage: Eukaryota; Fungi; Ascomycota; Dothideomycetes; Dothideales; Saccotheciaceae. The transcript has a single exon. Gene Ontology annotation, biological process: poly(A)+ mRNA export from nucleus. Bases 1 to 1506 code for a protein of 501 amino acids. The record is from RefSeq and is a predicted model, not a curated record. Gene Ontology annotation, molecular function: ATP binding; RNA binding; RNA helicase activity.